AUGGAGAAUGGCGAGAUACUAGUUGCAAAGGAAUUUCGGAAAUUUGAAGACGUUGAAAAGAGGUCUGAAUUUCCUGGUUUCGUACUAUUUCUAGUUGCAGAAUCAACGACAGGAGCGCUUGUGUCUUUUGAAACUGCGGCUAAUACAAGAGAUACGCCUGAAGAUAUCGGGGAUACUUAUGUACAUUGA
Paraglomus occultum is the source of this 189-nucleotide messenger RNA. The record is from the annotation of a GenBank genome assembly. NCBI's taxonomy places the organism in Eukaryota, Fungi, Glomeromycota, Glomeromycetes, Paraglomerales, Paraglomeraceae.